UCUGGGUUUGACCCUCUGUGGAUGCUACCGUCUCCUCCCUGUCCUCGCAUUUCCAUCUCUCCUUCCUCUUUUCUUCCUGACGGGAACCAAUCAUGUCGUACAAACUCACAGGUCCCAAGAGUUAUCUCACCUCCACCAUGAGUGAGCGCUUCGACUGCUACUACUGCCGCGACAACCUGCACGGGAAGAAGUACGUGAAGAAGGAUGACAAGCACGUCUGCCCCAAGUGCUUCGACAAGCUCUGCGCCAACACCUGCGCCGAGUGCAAGAAGCCCAUCGGUGCCGACUCCAAGGAGCUGCACCAUAAGAACCGCCACUGGCAUGAGGACUGUUUCCGCUGUGCCAAAUGCUACAAGCCGCUGGCCUCUGAGCCCUUCAACGCCCGGGAUGAUGGCAAGAUAAUGUGUGGCAAGUGUGGCGCCAGGGAGGACGGCAACCGCUGCCAGGGCUGCUACAAGGUGGUCAUGCCAGGAUCCCAGAACGUGGAGUACAAGAACAAGGUGUGGCACGAGGACUGCUUCAAGUGCUUCGAAUGCAAGCAGCCGAUCCGCACGAAGAGCUUCCUGACCAAGGGCGAGGACAUCUACUGCGCUCCCUGCCACGACAAGAAGUUUGCCAAGAAGUGCUUCCACUGCAAGCAGGCCAUCACCUCCGGAGGGAUCAGCUACCAGGACCAGCCCUGGCACUCUGAGUGUUUCGUGUGCCACACCUGCCGCAAAUCUCUGGCGUCCACUCGCUUCACCUCCCACGAGAACAACGUUUACUGCGUGGACUGCUUCAAGACCGAUGUGGCCAAGAAGUGCCACGGCUGCAAGAACCCCAUCACAGGAUUCGGCCACGGCACCAACGUGGUGAACUACGAAGGCUACUCCUGGCACGAGUACUGCUUCAACUGCAAGAAGUGCUCCCUCUCGCUGGCCAACAAGCGCUUCGUCAUCAGCGGCGAGCACAUCUACUGCCCCGACUGCGCCAAGAAGCUGUGAAGAGGGUCGCUCUUUAAAGGGGAAUUACACCAAAACUGACUGUUCAUUUGCCAAAAAAAAAAAGCACAUGUUCUUCUCCUCUGGAUGUAUUUUUGGGAUUGUGAGUUAAUAACAGAAUAAAUGUUAUGAUGUUUCCGAAUUGGCACGAGAUGUAAGAACAGUCAGUUUUGGUGAAACCUCUCGUUACAAACUCAAAAGUUAUUUCAACUCAGUAUGCACUAGCUUGAAUCAUUUAUCCACAUAUACAUUAUUGCAACUGGCUUCGGUGCUGGAGACUAACAUGGCAACAGAGUUUCUUUUGUGGGAUUGUGUUAUGCACUAAUCUGAUCUGUGCAGCCGUAUGAGACAAAAGCCUUUUCAGUGCCUUACUGGAAUCUUUCAGAGGGAAUAAGAUGCUCUUUACAUGCAUACUGCUGCUCGUUCAUUACCGGCUUUGAUUAAUAUUCUGUUACGCCUCUGAAAAGUUUGAGUAUGACAACUUUCAAAAGACGUUUAGCGAGUGAAUAGAAAUUAGGUCUUUGAGAUUGAUGCUGACGUAUAAACUGCUUGUGUAUUCAAGACUUUCUGAGUGAAGUUAAAAGAAUAAAAAAAGGAAGGAGGUGA
Molecule: messenger RNA, 1586 nt
Organism: Acanthopagrus latus (yellowfin seabream)
Lineage: Eukaryota; Metazoa; Chordata; Actinopteri; Spariformes; Sparidae
Gene: fhl1a
Product: four and a half LIM domains 1a
Exons: 6
Coding region: 93-983 (296 amino acids)
Biological process (GO): muscle organ development
Molecular function (GO): transmembrane transporter binding
Source: RefSeq, a predicted model, not a curated record